AUGACACCAGAUGCUCCAAAACCUAUUGGACCAUAUAAUCAAGCUGUUCAAAUCAAUUAUAUGCUCUAUUUAAGUGGUCAAAUUGGAAUCAAUGCUACGACAGGUCAAUUGGUAUCCGAUGAUGUUCGAAAUCAAACUCAACAAGUAUUUUAUAAUAUACAAGCCGUCUUAAAUGCAGCUGGAUCUAGUUUAAAUCAAGUAGCACGCUGUGUUGUCCUAUUACUUGAUAUGAAUGAUUUUCAAGCGGUAAACGAAAUUUAUAAAUCAUUCUUUUCCUCAAUGGAAGACUAUCCAGCUCGUUCGACUUUUGCUGUCAAAACGUUACCAGCUAAUGCCAAAGUUGAAAUUGAAUGUACUGCGUAUACAACAAAAGAAUAA
Molecule: messenger RNA, 378 nt
Organism: Rotaria sordida
Lineage: Eukaryota; Metazoa; Rotifera; Eurotatoria; Philodinida; Philodinidae
Source: the annotation of a GenBank genome assembly